AUCAAAACUCCCGCUCCCGAAGCGGAGGUUCCAAUGUUGUAUUUUUUUGGGAUAUUUAAUUUUGACAGUUUGUACUAGUGUUCUAUAGUGUAAGGUCUAGUCGAUUUUCGUUUUCAAAAUGAUUGAAGAACACGGUAUUGUUCUGUCAUUAACGACUUAUAAAACUGAGAUUAGCUUAUAUGACACUUUAAAAAAUUUUUGUAAGAAAUAUUCAGAAAAAAUGACUGGUAGUGAUAAAAGUAUUGUUAAGAAACUUUUAAUUAGUAGCUAUGAAGUUUUACUCAAGAAAGUUGAUAGCAAUUAUAGAGCUGUUCCUACUGAAUGGAGUGAUGAAGAUAUAUUAAUUGCACUUUAUUUGCAUAUUUGUGAGUAUGCAGAUGAUGAAAGGGCCCAACAAAUCUGCAAAAAAUUUCGUAUUUUAUUUGAAAACCAAAAUACUGAAGUAUAUCAAAACUCUAUUGGUCCAGUAAUAAAGAUGCUUUAUUCUGUUGCAAUCAAUGAAUCAAAUCCAGUUAAGAAAAAGAAAUGCAACAGACUGACAAAGGACAAUUGGUUUGACGCUGAAGUAAUAUCCGAAUCUUUAUGUAGCUUUAAGAAAUAUUUACCUGUUGAAGAUAUGAAGUUUUUUUCAUUACCAAAAAUACAUUCUAGUCAAAGUGAAAACAAUAUUUCGUUACUCAGACCUUUCCAGCCACCACCUAUUUUGACAUUUGAUUGUAAUUUUAAAAAUGGAAUUAUCAAGCAGCAGAAACUAUCUUAUGAUUUGGAUGAAGGAUUUGUUACUCCGAGUGACGAACAUAAAGAAAGGAGUCCUUCCUUGGAUCAAAAAAUUACCAUCCCAACUUCAAAAUCAACAACACCAUUUGAUUGGGACUUGAAAGUAGUUGGUGUUCCUCCUAGAAAAGAUAAAUCGUGGGAGAAGUUGGAUCUUGUUGGAAGAAAUAAGGAGCAUCCUUUUAUUCCGAGGCAAGUCCAUUUGCAGCAUUGGUUAUCUAAAGCUCCACACUCAAUUACUAAGAUUUCCCGAAACCAAUUAAUAGAAGAUUUAAUGAGUCUUUUGAUUGGAGUACCUUCAACAACAUUUUCAUUUAAUGGAAAAACUUUUAUAUGUAAACCUGGCAUAUAUACUGAUCAUCUUACUGCUGAAGAUGUUCUAAUGUUAAGUAAACAAUAUAUUGAAGCAGCAGAAGCAUUUUUGGAUCUGAAAAAUCUAGCUGAAAAGAAUUUAAGUGAUGAUAUUAUUACCAGGGCUUUCAAACUUUCUUUAAAAAAGUAUUUAUACAAUUACCAAUUGAUAAUUUACCAUAUCAUCGAUGGAAGGAGUAACAAUAAAACAUAUCUCAGUGAUAUUCAAUUGUUAAUUGAACAGGUAAUAUAUUUGAAAAAAAUCUUGGUUCAGCCUGAAGAAUUAAAGGGUGUUGCUCUCCUCGAACAACUUUUUAGUAAUAUGGAAACAAGUUCUACCCAGAUGUUUUACUUGCUUACUUCUCUUUUUCUGCAGCCUUGUGUGUAUUAUUUUAGAUUAAUAGACGAUUGGAUUUUCCUUGGUAAAUGGCAUAAAGAUUUACCAAUCUCACAGAGUGACUUCAGUCUUAUUGCCGAUAGACAAAGCUGGGAAGAGGCGUAUAAGCCUAUUCAAUGCAAUUUUCUUUGGUUUAUCCCAGUUCAAGAUUUAGCAUAUUGUGGAAAAGCUUUGUCUUUACUCAGUCUCUCAAAAAAUAGUGAAAUGUUUUUAAAAAUGCUGAAAUCAGAUGACAAACCUAGAGUUAAGGUUUGUUUACAUCUCGGAGAAUUAAAAAAGUUGCAAGUGGAAUGUGAUCAUUUUUAUGAAAGAGCAAAAACUUCUUUUCAUUCACAGAAAGAAGAAAAAUUAGACUUAAUUUUAUGUGCUCGUGAUUCAGCAAAGAUGAAAGCUCAAACUUUUGAAGAAUUAAAAAAAGAAAAAAUGGAUAAUGAAAAAGAAAGGAAAAGAAAAGAGCUGAAUUUAAGGAAAGAAGACCUAAUUAGAAGUGCUAUGGUGAGAGAACUUAAAAAACAAGAAGAAGAAUUAGACAACAUUAGAGUGGCAAAAGAGGUUGAAGAUAUGCUUCUAAAAGAAGAGAAAAUAGAAUUUGAAAAAGCGAAAGGAAUAUUCAGUUUAUUAAAACAGCAGCAAGCUGAAGAAGAGAGAAAAGAUCUUAAGACCGAAUGGAAGUUAAAAAGGCAUCAAAAUAUUGAAAAAAGGCAGGAAUUUUUCAGUGAUAAUAUACUUGUGAGUGAUAACUUGAUCCAUGUAGAAGAUGAAUCUAAGGAGUCAGACAUAGAUAAGAAACUUGAAACUGAGCUAAAAAAAGAUUGCAAAGAAAACACAGUUCAAGUUCCAGAUAAAUCUAUUAUCCUUGAAAAUUCUGACAAAAUUCAAGAGAAAAAAGACCAAAUUAGUGACCAUAAUGAAGUUGAAUAUAAAAUUAUUACUGCUUGUGAUAUAGUAAAACAUACAGAAUUAGAGGAAAACAGAUUAAAAGUUUUAGGUUCAAACUUCAUUGUUGGUAAAGAUCUCCCAAUACGUAUAUCUGGGAAAGAGGAGAAAAACAAUGAUAGAAUUGUUUGCCCUUCAAAAGUUCCGAAUCUUAUUGAAACAACACCAGCUGCAAAAGAUGAUAACAUAAAAUAUUCAGAGUUAGUGGAUAACAGAUUAAAAGUUUUAGGUUCAAACUUUGUUGUUGGUGAUCUCCCAAUAUGUACAUCUGAGAAAGAGGACGAAAAAAACAAUGUAAUUUCUUGCCCUUCAAAAGUUCUGAAUCUUGUAGAAACAACACCAGCUGCUAAAGAUGAUGACAUGAAAUAUCCAGAGUUAGUGGAUAACAGAUUUAAAGUUUUAGGUUCAAACUUUAUUGUUGGUGAUGUCCCAAUAUGUACAUCUGAGAAAGAGAAGAAAAAAAAUGAUAUAAUUGCUUGCCCUUCAGAAAUUCUUAAUCUUGCUGAAACGACACCAACUGCAAAAGGUGAAGACAUAAAAUAUUCGGAGUUAGUGGAUAACAGAUUAAAAGUUUUAGGUUCAAACUUUGUUGUUGGUGAUCUCCCAAUAUGUACAUCUGAGAAAGAGGACGAAAAAAACAAUGUAAUUUUUUGCCCUUCAGAAGUUCUUGUAGAAACAACACCAGCUGCUAAAGAUGAUGACAUGAAAUAUCCAGAGUUAGUGGAUAACAGAUUAAAAGUUUUAGGCUCAAACUUCAGUGUUGGUGAUGAUGCUCCAUAUUGUAUACCUGUAAAAGAUGAAAUUGUUUUUCCUUCAAACGUUCUGAAUCCUGUUGAAACAACAACAUCCACAAAAGAUAAUGAUUUGCAAUAUUCUGAGAUGGAAAUGAAUAGAAUGAAAGCACUCCAUUCUGAUUUUGAAAGAGGGAACGAAGCUGUGCUUCUUGUUUAUCAAGAUGAAGCCGGAAAAAACAAACAGAAAAUACUUGGAUCACAUUUUACAUUAGGAUCGGAUAUUGUGGUUAAAAAAAUCAAAAAUGAUGACAUUGAAAUUUCUAAAACCAAUGAAAAUAAUAAUAAGGAAGAAAUUAGUAAAGAUACAAUAAAGUCGGCUAAAAAGGGGGAAAUGAUCGAAUCAAAAAAAUGUAAUGAAAAUAUUCCUCAACAUUCAUUGGAUUCAGAAAAUAUAAGGCAAGUUAACAUUAGGAGAAAGAGUGAUUGUUCAAAUAUAAAUAUGCUUCCUGUUAUUGAAGAGCAAAGUAACAUCGUUUGCAACGAAAUUGGUGAUGAGCCUGAAGUUACUUCUGAACAUAUUGGAGUCAAUGGUGUAAGUUGGUUCCAGAAGUGUAACCAACAUGUAGAAGGAGUAAAAAAUCUUUUUAAAGCUAAUGAAUUAAUUAAUCUUCCAGAACAACAGUUAGAUUAUUAUUCCAUACUUAGGUGUGUUCCUGGUUCAUUAAAUUUAGUUUUAGAAACCCAACUGAAAUUGGUCAAUGAAGCACUCCUAGAAAUGUUUCUUAACGAAUUGCAGCUACUAACUGAAGCUGGAAAACUAAAGAAAUAUUUUUUUCUUGACGAAGAAUUUGGUAAAAGAUUGACAUGCUCACUUUGCCCUGCUAUUGAAAAAGAAAAACCUUUAACGCUGUUAACAUUUGGAAGGCUCAGAGAUGUCCUUGCUUUUGCAUCCCAAGGUGAUGAAAAAUUAUCAUUUAUGGUUAAAGAAACCCCAGUUGCAUUUGAACAUACCAAUCCUCAGGCUUUAUCAUGCUUGGGAUUGUCUUACAAAUUUACUUGGCCAUUGAACUUAAUAUUUACUGACAUAGCCAUGUCGAAGUAUAAUGAUGUCUUUGAAUACAUGCUCUCUCUUCAAAGGGUUUCGUGGCAUUUAGACCAAGUUUGGCUCUUAUUGAAGUUCAGAUCAUCUCAAAUGAAUGGACAUGAAUACACUCAGAUUCAGUUAUAUAGACAUAUUAUGUCACAGUUUGUUUGCUCUUUGCAAUGGUAUAUUUGUACCACUGUUUUUGAAAACUGUUGGCAAAAAUUCAACAGAGAAGUCUUGGAAGUCACUAAUUUCCAGGAAGUUUAUCGAAAACAUGCUGCGUAUCUUAAAGAAGUUAUUUUUAAGUGUUUCUUAAAUGAGAAAUCAAGUGGAUUGAUGAAGAGAAUGCAGAGCCUUCUUAAGUAUGUUUUAAUUUUCUGUCAAGUUAUGAGGUUUGGUGAAUGGUCAAUAUCAGAAACUGGAGACUAUCAGCAUUGUAAUUUUGUGAAACUUCAGAAUACAUUCUCUUCUUUCAUAAAGCUAGCAAGGUAUAUUGUUCGACAAAUUGAAAAAUUGGUCAAAAUCAACUAUCAAGAAGGUUUGGUCAACUUGUACAAUCUGUUGACUAUUAAUUCAUUCUAUUUGGCAUAGAUCAGUCAGUCAAUAUCAUUUCAGAAUUAUGUAUGUUCUGUAUGUCAACAUAAUUGUUUCCGAUAUCAAUAUCAAGAUUUUUAUUGUAAAUACUGUUAUGUUUAAUAAAUUAUUAUAUUUUGUUAAUAAAUGUUGAGUGAGAAUGGCCUUUUCUGAGUAAUAAAAAAGAACACUGCCUCCAAGUAACAUCAUCCACAAGUAAAAAG
Nezara viridula (southern green stink bug) is the source of this 5073-nucleotide messenger RNA. Lineage: Eukaryota; Metazoa; Arthropoda; Insecta; Hemiptera; Pentatomidae. The record is from the annotation of a GenBank genome assembly.